Molecule: messenger RNA, 4206 nt
Organism: Cololabis saira (Pacific saury)
Lineage: Eukaryota; Metazoa; Chordata; Actinopteri; Beloniformes; Belonidae
Gene: gdi1
Product: GDP dissociation inhibitor 1
Exons: 11
Coding region: 239-1582 (447 amino acids)
Biological process (GO): vesicle-mediated transport; protein transport; small GTPase-mediated signal transduction
Cellular component (GO): cytoplasm
Molecular function (GO): Rab GDP-dissociation inhibitor activity
Source: RefSeq, a predicted model, not a curated record
CGUACAGGGCCAUCUUUGGUCGUCCUUGCCGGUGACAGUGUGGCUGCUCUAUUCCACUGGUCAUUAAUGCCUAAUGAUUAAUAAAUAAGAUUUCACUUCGAACAGUAGUUAAACGCAGUUAACCUGAAAAAGGGGAGUACGUUUUUCCCUGUUUUGGGACUUAUUGGAAUUCUUUUCUUUAGCACCCUUCAUUUCUCAAGGCAGAAAAGAGGCGAGCCGGGAGAGGCGGUGAUACAACAUGGAUGAGGAAUAUGAUGUGAUCGUUCUGGGUACCGGGCUCACAGAAUGCAUUCUGUCCGGAAUCAUGUCUGUGAAUGGGAAGAAGGUUCUGCACAUGGACAGGAACCCGUACUACGGAGGGGAGAGCUCUUCCAUCACACCCCUGGAGGAGGUGUACAAGCGCUUUACUCUCCCAGAUAGCCCACCUGAGUCCAUGGGCAGAGGACGGGACUGGAAUGUUGACCUCAUUCCCAAGUUUCUCAUGGCAAAUGGUCAGCUGGUGAAGAUGCUGCUAUACACAGAGGUGACACGAUACCUGGACUUCAAGGUAGUGGAGGGAAGUUUUGUCUACAAAGGUGGAAAGAUCUACAAGGUGCCUUCAACUGAGACGGAGGCACUCGCUUCAAAUCUGAUGGGAAUGUUUGAAAAGCGAAGGUUUCGCAAGUUUUUAGUCUUUGUGGCCAAUUUUGAUGAGAAUGACCCAAAGACUUUUGAAGGAGUGGAUCCUAAAACCACAACCAUGAGGGACGUUUACAAAAAGUUUGACCUGGGCCAAGAUGUGAUUGACUUCACGGGUCACGCCCUGGCCCUCUACAGGACAGACGACUACCUGGACGUUCCGUGUCUGGAGACGAUCAAUCGUAUCAAGCUGUACAGCGAGUCGCUGGCGCGCUACGGGAAGAGCCCGUACCUCUACCCUCUGUACGGUCUGGGAGAACUGCCACAGGGAUUUGCCAGGUUGAGUGCAAUCUAUGGAGGAACGUACAUGCUGAACAAACCAGUGGAUGAGAUAGUGAUGGAGGGGGGCAAAGUAAUCGGAGUGAAAUCUGAGGGCGAGGUGGCUCGCUGUAAGCAGCUCAUCUGUGAUCCCAGUUACAUCGCGGAUCGCGUCCGCAAGGCGGGUCAGGUGAUCCGUGUGAUCUGCAUCCUCAGCCACCCCAUCAAAAACACUAACGACGCCAACUCCUGCCAGAUCAUCAUUCCCCAGAACCAGGUCAACCGCAACUCAGACAUCUACGUGUGCAUGAUCUCUUAUGCUCACAAUGUGGCCGCCCAGGGGAAGUACAUCGCCAUCGUCAGCACCACGGUGGAAACCAGCCAGCCCGAGGCCGAGAUCGAGCCGGCCCUGGAGCUGCUGGAGCCCAUCGACCAAAAAUUUGUGGCUAUUAGCGACCUUUACGAGCCUACGGAUGAUGGUACUGAGAGCCAGGUCUUCGCCUCAAGUUCCUACGAUGCCACAACUCACUUUGAGACAACUUGCAACGACAUCAAGGACAUCUACAAACGUAUGACUGGAAGCGACUUUGACUUUGAAAACAUGAAGCGCAAACAGAACGAUGUGUUCGGGGAGGACGAGCAGUGAGGGGUUGGGUUAUCUGAGAGAGGGCAGGGCCGACUAAGGAGGUGGGGGCGAUAACGGGCUGAGAGGGUGCAGAGCCGGUGGUAAACGGCUGGGACUGCCUGAAUAGUGCUUUAAAAACCAGUGGGAGGGCGGGGGGGGCGUUGUGAACACGGUGGAGACGGUGUGUGUCUGGACUCUGCCUCUCUGCAGCCAUUUGCCUCCAUUUCUUUACCUCGCUCUCUCUUUACACAUAUUCAAACACAUAAACGCUCACAAACACAAACUCGCUUUCCAAAACACUCACAUUCCCUUUCUCUGUCACCAAAAAGCAGGGUUGAUACGGUCUUUCAUUCCAUUGUAGAAGACACAGUGUAAUCAUGUCUUAACCAUUAUCAUUAGAUGUGAACUUAUUUCUCUGGAGUUUUCAGAGCAUUACAUUUUUUCUUUAAUGUCUUUCUCAUAUCAGACAAUGGGUGGAUGUUGGGUGGAUGAUGUCGAUAGGUCUGAACGGUCGGUUCUGACACCAGAUGGCUUAUGGCUUAGCGUAGAAUCCUCUGGAAGGGUUACCUCCAGUCCACGUGCAUGCAUUUUUACACACAUUAGUAAUGUACAUAAACUCAAAUGACACUGCGCUAUGAAGGCUGGACCAUUCCACGCACCAAUCCUGUCUACCCUGCUUUCAGUUUGUUCUCGUUCCUGGUCUUUCACCCUGUGUUAUUUCAAUAGACGCUGCUCCUUUUUGGCAAAAUCUGUUGGUCGGGCAAAAACAUGUGAUGAAAAGUGAUGUAUAAAUGGGCUGUUUUGUCAACUGAGAGUGCUCACAUUGCAGUGCUGUUGUAUCCCAAGCUAAGCAGUGGCUAUUAAUGUUCAACACCUUCCCCAAAACAACACAGCAGUUCGUUUUGUUUACCUGUGCUGCGUAACUUGAAAUCUGAAUAGCUUACUUUCUAACAUUUUAAAUAAUUGAUUAUUUAAGUUUCUAUAUAAUGGGUGCACAUUUCACUGGCUGAAGUGAUGAAGUUUACAAAGCGGUGGUUGAAACUGUCUGCUUUAAGUUGAGCAUAUAAAAGGGAAUGUCUGGCGCACAAGAGGCACGGAGAAGAUAACGCGUAGUUUUGGUCAAGGCUUUCUCUCCAGCUCUCUGGAGGAGAGGAGGAGGGAUGGAGAGCUUGUUGAGAUGGGAGGAAGUGGGAGAUGGAGGGAUGUACGGGUGUUGGGAAAGUCGUGGGGUCGUCUUUUGGAAAGUUUGACUUUAAGAAACGUUGAGGAUUAAGACUGAAAUUUCAGCUCACAGUGAAAGCACCAGACAGCGUCUCGGUUGUUCGGACCCUUGUUGUUCGUUUUAGACAUAAAUCCUUAACCUUGGGACUAAAUCCUUGUUGAUGUGACUUAGAAAGAAGUGUUGGUUACUCUUCCCCUCAUUUGAAGACUUUGUAGCAUAGCAGAGGUAUGAAGUGCUGCCCCCGUACAGUGAACCGAGCACUUUUACACGGUUCUAGCCUUAAUUUGGGGUCUUUCCAAACUCUUGGGACCCUUUUGGAAAAUCAACUGCUUUUUUCUUUUCUUUCUUUUUUCUUUUUACUAACAAGUAAAUGGCAGGUCAGUCUUGUGCCAAAAAUAGUAUUUUCUGUUAUUGGUAUAGUUGGCUGACAACAAUACAAGUUCACUUUGGCCGUUUGUGCAGAGCAGACAUUAUAAAGGGAUGAGUCUGAUCUUUGACCAGAUAUUAGGUUAUUGAUUAGAGGUUAUUGCAGACCUGCGUGGAGUUACGUCCUUAUUUCUGCGCUGCACACCUACGGCCUAACUGAUUUCUGUGGCUUGGCUUAAUACAUAUGAAGAAAAACAAGAUGCUGUCUUUAUUUGCUUUGAAAACGGUUCCAUUUGAUUUUAUCCAACUCCUUAAACAAAUGUAACGUGUGUUUGGAGGGUUUACGUGUCUUAAAGUUAUAACAUAUUUAUUUGAAUUCCGCUGACAUUUUUGUGUAAAGGUUUACGUCAAAUGCAGAUUAUUGCUAUGCUUUUAGUUUUAUUGUUUGAUGAAAAAUGGAUUUUAAAAUUGAUGCACACCAGAAGUAUGUGUUUUUGUUUGUUAUUUGCUGUGUUAUGUUUAUCUUAUUUAGUGACCAUUCCAUGAUUUAUUGUUAUAUCAGCAUUCCUCAGAAACCGGUUGUGAUGGAAGGAAAACCGUCUAAGGCUUAAGUCAAACAACACGGCUUUGUACUCAAAAGUUUCACACUGUGCAUCAUAAUUGUAUUUGGUGUUGAUCCUGGAAACUUAUCUUAGAUCUGCUAUGAAUCUGAAAAACUGGAAUACUGUUUUCCCCUUGAACAUAAAUGAUUCUGAUAUCUCUCCCCCACCCUUCCUCAGCUUCUCAAACUGUCCUCUCCUUUUUUAUUUAUUGGGAAAAAAGCCUUGUGUGUGGUUGUACUGUUUUAAUUUCGAUCCAGUAAGGCCUUUGAAAACCACUAUUGACAAUAUCCAUUGAAAUUGACAAAAUAAAUAGUUCAUACUGAGUAGUAGAAACUUACUGUCCUUGUUUGAUCACUAGUAUGUGAACAAUGCCUAAUGUCUUGUGUAACAAAUAAAAUGAAUUAAAAUAUGAAUGAAAUGAUAGAAAAAUAAAAAGCACAUGGCAAACCUGGAAA